Messenger RNA from Chanos chanos (milkfish), 408 nucleotides. RefSeq names its product regulator of G-protein signaling 21-like. Bases 1 to 408 code for a protein of 135 amino acids. The transcript is spliced from 4 exons. The record is from RefSeq and is a predicted model, not a curated record. Lineage: Eukaryota; Metazoa; Chordata; Actinopteri; Gonorynchiformes; Chanidae.
AUGGCAAUAAGGUCUCCCGCGGAAGAAGCAGUUGGCUGGGGAGAAUCUAUCAACAAACUUUUGGAAAGUAAAGCUGGCCAAAUGGCCCUCACGGAUUUCCUCAAAAAAGAGUACAGCGAGGAGAACAUCCUGUUUUGGCUGGCCUGUGAGGAGUACAAGAAAAUCCCAUCCAGCCCUGAAAGGAUAUCUGCCGCCAGCAAGAUCUACUCUGAGUUUGUGCAAGUUGAUGCUCCGAAACAGAUAAAUAUUGACUCUGAAACAAGGAAGAUCAUCGCUGCAAACAUUUCUACACCAGACCUGAAUUCCUUCGACAAAGCACAGACCUUAAUAUAUAACCUGAUGGCUCGGGAUUCAUAUCCGCGAUUCCUCAAAUCUGAAAUCUACCAGGCCAUUUUAAAACAGUCAUAG